Molecule: messenger RNA, 3818 nt
Organism: Drosophila biarmipes
Lineage: Eukaryota; Metazoa; Arthropoda; Insecta; Diptera; Drosophilidae
Gene: Pur-alpha
Product: transcriptional activator protein Pur-alpha
Exons: 9
Coding region: 493-1335 (280 amino acids)
Biological process (GO): regulation of transcription by RNA polymerase II
Cellular component (GO): nucleus
Molecular function (GO): RNA polymerase II transcription regulatory region sequence-specific DNA binding; DNA-binding transcription factor activity, RNA polymerase II-specific; purine-rich negative regulatory element binding
Source: RefSeq, a predicted model, not a curated record
UGCCCUAACGUGUUUAGGUCGGCUCUCCACCUAAAUCAACUCAUCGUGCCCGGAUGGUUUACGACACCAGGGCGAUACAAUGGCUUAAAAUACGUCCGCAGAAAAAGAAUUCUUCAGCCAAAUGACCAGGCUGUCUCUGUGACCCCACGCAAAUUCAACACUGGCUUGCACCAGGCUCACCGCAAUGCGUUAAGGUAUUUCCAGUAACCUGUUCGUGGGAGAAUCCCUCCCGCUCUCUUGUCUCGUCUCUCGAUUUUGCAGUAUCCGACGGAUAAAUAAAAUGAGCGAGUGUCGAUGCCAGUCGUAAGGUGCAGUGUGUGUGUGUGUCGCAUUUGAGAAGGUUGUUUGGCGGUUAAAAUGAAUGGUAUCAGGUCUAACUAGAAGGUGACGGAUUGAGUCUCAAGAGUAGAGGCAAUCACAUAGAACGUGCUGAAAGGAAAAGGAGAGGUCCGAAACUAUUUGCCAUCUACGAAGUUGUAUAUAUAGGUCGUGAUGUCCGAUUUGGGAAGCGGAGAUGAAGGCAUCUCAGGAUCAAAAUACAAUGUCACAAACAUAGAGGGUUCCUCAAGUAGGAACGAUUUCGAAUCCUCUGUAAAAGGUGGAAGUGGUGUGGAGCAGGAAUUGGCUACCAAAAUGCUUCAAAUACAAUCCAAGCGAUUUUAUUUGGAUGUUAAACAAAAUCGGAGAGGUCGUUUUAUAAAAGUGGCUGAGAUUGGCGCUGAUGGCAGGCGAAGCCAAAUUUAUUUGGCCCUUUCAACUGCAGCCGAGUUUCGUGAUCAUUUGUCGUCUUUUAGCGAUUACUAUGCUUCUCUAGCUAUUCAAAAUGCAGGCCCCCCCAAUACUGACAAUUUACCAGAGGAUGGUAAAUUGAAAUCCGAGAUGAUGAUCAAAGAUUAUAGGAGAUAUUACUUGGACUUGAAGGAAAAUGCGCGCGGACGAUUUUUAAGGGUGUCACAAACCAUUACUAGAGGUGGACCUAGAUCGCAAAUCGCUUUACCAGCCCAAGGCAUGAUCGAGUUCCGUGAUGCCCUUACAGAUUUGUUAGAAGAGUUUGGAGCUAACGAUGGAGGCAGGUUUAAAGGAGAUUUGCCUGAAGAGCGGCAUAUGAAGGUGGAUAAUAAAAACUUUUAUUUUGAUAUCGGACAAAAUAACCGAGGAGUCUACAUGCGGAUAAGCGAAGUUAAAAAUAACUUUCGAACUUCGAUAACUAUUCCGGAGAAAUGUUGGAUACGUUUUCGAGAUAUUUUUAAUGAUUAUUGCGAGAAAAUGAAAAAAUCGUCCGACUCUAUUACUGCCGAAAUGAAUCUACCGACAUCCUCAAAUAGUCUUAAAUAAAGAGAACAUCCCGUGAUUUAUGCAAUCGUAUUAGAAGGCAUACAAAUACAUGAAUAUAUGUCGAUUGACCAACACGAAAUACAAAGCUUGCAGUGUCUGACAUAACAAUUUAAGUCAGAAAAAUGAGAAUGAUUGAGCUUGAAUGACACACAAAAAUAUAUUUGUUUAGUAGCAUUUAGCGAAAUAUGUGUUAGUAUUAUUUGAUUUUUUAUUAUAAUAUGAUAAAUUAGUUUGAGUUAAAGUAGAGAUAAUUAAAUCUCCAAAUCACAUACACGGUAUCUAAUAUUUUAUUUGAGCUCUUUCCGAAAACAGAACGUGAGUGCAAUGUCUACACAAUGCUAUAAUAUUGAAAUUAAAACAAUUUUAUGACCGAUUUUCCGAUUAACUCUUAUAAAAUUGUUAGAGAUACCCAUACCUAUGUCACAAAUUCAGCAAUACCAACGAGUUUUUUUUAUUCGUCUAUUUGUCGCACAUACAGGCGUGAUCCGGAUUUAAGUUCAUUUUAAUUUAAACUAAAUGUGGCUUUUGUGUUGCACAAUGGGCACAUAACUGGUGUUAAAGUUACGCUUAUAUGCUGACCUCUAUGUUACCCAGAGCACCCCCUGCCACAGAAGUCGGCGUACGAUAUAAAUCAAUGUUUCCCAAAUAAAAUGUAAAUGACUCUUGACCGAAAACAUUUACUUAUAUACCAACAGCCCUAAAGUUUAGGAUGUUUUUAAUAAAAUUACUUGAUAAUACAGGAACAAGUACCAAAAACAAAAAGCAAAAAGCUUUUUAUGAAAUCUAAGUUUUUUUCCAAAAUGUUUGGUUUGCAUACACUUUUUGGACAAGGUUAAAAAAGAGUAUUAUUAAUCGUUAUUAAAAAGUACUGUAGAUUUUUUGUUAAUUUUUAAAUAAGAUCUGAUUAGUUUUUAUAGGCAUACAAAUAAUACAUUUUCACUAUUCCAAACGAGGUUUAAAGAGUCGAGCAAACGGGGUACCUUUUUUAUGGAGAGCGAACGAGGGCAAAUCCGGAGAUCACCUGUUAAUCAAUGUUGUAUAUCUACAUAAAAAAUAUGUAUUUCAAUGUAAUGAACAAACAAAAUAAUUACUCACUUAUCACGGUUUUAUUUAUUAUAUUGUAUUCAAUCUAUCUAUCUAUCAAACUUAAACUCUCUAUAAUCGUUGAAGCCUUUUUAAGUUGUGAAUUCUUACCUCAGUUUAUCUUUGGCGAUCAUUUUUAUUAGACAUUUGGCUAUUGUGUUUUUUUCUUUGUAUACCCGUUAAUCGUAAAAAGCAGGCGUUAUCAUCCCUAUAAAGUGUAUAUAUUCUUGAUCAGGAUCACUAGCAAAAUCUGUCUAGCGGUAUCCGUCUGUCUGUCAGUCGUCUGUCCGUUGAGCACUGUGAUCUCGGAGUUAAAAGAGCUACUCACUUCUGAUUAAAUUUCAGGGGUUCCUGCGCUGUGAAAGUUGGAUGCGUUUCUAUCUGUCUAUAUGAACGUGUACUUGUCUGACUAUGUGGCGCAGAUCGCAUUCGGUUUGAACUUUAGUCACCGCCAAUUUGCUUCAGGACUAAUGUAAAGAGAAGUUACUGCCUAAAAAUAGUAAUAUUGACAUAAUUAUAUUCUAUAUGCGUUCCGGGCAUAUCAUAGUCCCUCGACCCUCGUCUAUUGCGUCAUUUUUUUUAUAAUUAUUAGUGUUAAUUUUGUCAUUUUACAAUUCAUAUAAAUAAAUAACAGUUUUUAAUUGUAAUGAAUACUUCGUGCCACUUAGAGUAAAACUUCUAAUGAGAUGUAUUUAAAAAAUGUAUGGAUUCUGCUAAAAAUUAAAUCAGGUUUAUUGUAAUUUGGGAACGGUUUAAGCAAGUUUUCAAAAUUGUUAAAGCUUCUAGUAAUAAUAUGUUAAAUAUUAUAAUACAAGUUAAAAUAACUCCUAAACGCGUUUUUAAAACAAAAGUUUCAAUGUGAUCACGUAGAAUAAAAAACUUACUAAGUACGAUGAACAUGCAUAGCAAAAUUAAAACAUAAAUCGAAGCCAAGGUUAAAUUUCCCAAAGGAGUAUCCUGUACAGAUUGUGUGUGCUAAGUUAAAGUAGUGCUAUCAAUUAUUUAGUAUUUAACGUUAUCAAAUUUAAAUUUCAAUACAACUUUUUUUUUGUUUUCUUCCUUUAUAAUAGAUAAAUUUAUAAAAACAAUAGCCAGAUUACUAGAUGAAUUUAAAACCAAAAAUAAUUAAAAAAAUUUUACUUGUUGUAAUACUAUUGAUAUUAAAAUAGCCGAUAAAGUCCUACAAAUUCCCCUAGUAGAGUCGAUUUUAAUCUGACUAUAAACAAAAAAUCCUUAAAUUAUCUGGAAAAUGUAAGCGGCAAUAUGUUACAGAGGACCCAACCAAAUUUAGUAAUAUAUAAAAAUUGGGUGUUUCUUAAAUGUUGUUGGGCAAGAAUGCAUACUGUGUAUUUUAAGAGUUUUGUGAAUAUAAUAUGGAAAUAAAGUUGAAUUAAAACAAA